This is a messenger RNA of Fusarium odoratissimum NRRL 54006, 1452 nucleotides long. RefSeq lists its product as uncharacterized. NCBI's taxonomy places the organism in Eukaryota, Fungi, Ascomycota, Sordariomycetes, Hypocreales, Nectriaceae. Gene Ontology annotation, cellular component: mitochondrion. The record is from RefSeq and is a predicted model, not a curated record. Bases 150 to 761 code for a protein of 203 amino acids. The transcript is spliced from 2 exons.
GCUGGUUACCCUGAACUGUAGCCGGAGCGCGCGCCAAAAUCAAGCCGUCAGCAGCUCCACAUAGAAUUCAACAACGACUGUUGAAACUUUGGAUUCACUUAACGCUACCAACAAAACGCCUUCCCCAAGCCCGGAUACUUGAUCUCAAGAUGCGCCGCAACUUGAUAUCUUUCAAUUGGCGCCCUAGCCUCCGUGCUCGCGCUCCCCCGCGCAUCAACACCUCAUAUCCUCGCGCCGAAUCAACCCAAGCUUCCCGCAUCGACCGCAUCACAUCUAAGCUUCCUCGACGUUUACAAAGAUACACUAGCGGUUUACGCAACGCUCCAGUCUCGCACAUUGUUUCAUUCUUGAUCCUUCACGAAAUCACAGCAAUUGUGCCCGUGCUAGGACUAUUUGGCCUCUUUCAUUACACAAAUUAUGUGCCCGUGGAAUACGUAACGGGCCACUUUGGAAGCUAUGUCGAAGAUGGAGUUGGCCGCUUUGAGAGGUACUUCACACGCAAGGGGUGGUUUGGUUUUGGUCAGAACGAAGAAGGUGAGGCCCCAAAUGCAGCUACAACACAUCCGGACUCCAAAUCCGAAGACGCAGUGGAGCGCUGGCAUAGUGGAGAUGGGCGGUACAAAGUGGUAGUUGAAGUUGCUCUCGCGUACGCAAUCACUAAAGCUUUACUGCCGGUUCGUAUCAUCGGCAGUGUAUGGGCUACGCCAUGGUUUGCAGGGGUACUCAUGAGAGCCAAAGGAAUAUUCACAAGCAAGCCUUAGUCACUUUGAAAUCGAGCACGAAGGUUUUGAGAAGAUUUUCUGUCUUGAUUUUUGUUAUACCCACAGAGAUGAAGUCAUCCCACUUCCUUCUCGUAGACCCAGUUGAACUGGGCGGACUUCCAGGAGAGGACCUCACCCUCCUUGAACCAGAGAGCAAUCUCCUUCUGGGCGUUCUCGACGGAGUCGGAGCCGUGGCAGACGUUGCGGCCGACAUCGAUGGCGUAGUCACCACGGAUGGUACCGGGGGAAGAGGCAAGGGGGUUGGUGGCACCGAGGAUGGCUGAAUAUGCAAUUAGAAAAUGAUGAGCAAUAUUCAAACGAUUGGAAACUUACCACGGCCAGUCUUGACAGCAUCACGGCCCUCCCAGACCAUGGCGCAGAUGGGGCCAGAGGACAUGUCUACAUGAAGUUAGAUUUGGUUGUAUCAAUUGGAUUUGGGAGCCAUACACUCAAUCAGACCGGGGAAGAAAGGCUUGCCAGCGAGAUCGGCAUCUAUAACGAUGUUAGGGCGAAUUGAUAUAUCGAACGACUUUUGGGAAUGACGCACAGUGCUUCUCGAGGUGCUCCUUGCCGGGGCUGACGAGCUUGAUGGCAGCAAGCUUGAAGCUGUAAAAAGUUAAUAGCUAUAGCAACAACGACAUACAAAACUACUCACCCUCGGUUCUCGAAUCGAGAGAUAAUGGGACCAACG